AUGACAUUUUCCAGGUUCCAAGCUAGAAGACUGGACAUGCAAAAGCAGUUGAAGAAGGUCUUAGCCAUUCUCGACAAGGAGGGUCUUGCUGUACCAAACUCAGAGACCCGCCUCAAGAUCGUUUUGCAUUUGCACAAAUAUGCUGCUACUCUCGACCAAAUGAAAGCCAUUACAGCCUUGAUUUGGGCGAUGGAUCCUCUCUUGGGUGACGUCCAUCCUAGUCAUUGUGGCCCUAAAUCGAUCUAUUCUCUGGGUCUGCAAUACAGCAAUCUUGUCAGGAGAUCUCCGCUUUGUCUAAAGACGCAAAUGAAUUCCGUUGUUGACAUUCCGGAUCCCUGGGACAACCUUCUGUCCCCCAACCGAUGCCCGCUGGAACUUCUAGCUCACCCUGGAGAGUUGAGAGAGGAAAAUUAUGCCAGUGGUGUUGACGUGAUACUCGGUGCCGACUCUAUUGGCGAACUCACCCGUCGUCUAAACGUCACGAUCCAAGACUUCUAA
Messenger RNA from Fusarium poae, 498 nucleotides. RefSeq lists its product as uncharacterized. The record is from RefSeq and is a predicted model, not a curated record. The coding region runs from base 1 to 498 and encodes 165 amino acids. Lineage: Eukaryota; Fungi; Ascomycota; Sordariomycetes; Hypocreales; Nectriaceae. The transcript has a single exon.